AAAGACAAUUAUGGAGGUUUUUUAAAAAAACUUCUUAAAAACGGCUUCGCAUGGCUGGCAAAUGAAUUGGCUCUGGCGUGGAUCCAUGAACGAGUACCACGCGAUGGCGCUCGCCCACUCCCUGAUCUAUGGUUUAGCGUUUUUCCAGAGGUGAGGAAAAUUUUUGAAACAAUCUCAAAUUCAUCCGAACUGAUAAUGGUUGUGAUUGUGGCCAAUGCAUUCUUCGUGAUGUUCUGCCAUCAGUAUCGGUGGAUCGUUGUUCGGAGGGUUUUCUUUUGCGCCGCGCUGUGCUACACAUUCCGUGCUUUCUGUAUUACUAUUUUUCAAGUCCCAGUACCAAGUGAGAAGACAUUUUGCGCCCCGAAAAGUGACGGUAGCCUGAAAAUAGUUGUCGACCGGGUUCUGAGGACAUUCUGGUCAGCGGGUAUUGAGCAGAUUCGGUCAAGGUGA
This is a messenger RNA of Gongylonema pulchrum, 450 nucleotides long. The record is from the annotation of a GenBank genome assembly. Lineage: Eukaryota; Metazoa; Nematoda; Chromadorea; Rhabditida; Gongylonematidae.